Zymoseptoria tritici IPO323 is the source of this 959-nucleotide messenger RNA. RefSeq lists its product as uncharacterized. The transcript has 4 exons. The record is from RefSeq and is a predicted model, not a curated record. NCBI's taxonomy places the organism in Eukaryota, Fungi, Ascomycota, Dothideomycetes, Mycosphaerellales, Mycosphaerellaceae. The coding region runs from base 1 to 945 and encodes 314 amino acids.
AUGCAGAAGACUCCUCUUCCUCCGACAAUGCAGCAGACUCCUCCUCAUCCGACAAUGCAGAAGACUCCUCUUCCUCCGACAAUGCAGAAGACUCCUCUUCCUCCUCCGUCGCUGAUCCAGGAGAGGAAGAAGAACAAGACUGCACCUCGUCCCUCUCCGCUGCCGACUCCGACGCAUCCGCCGCCUCCUCGACCGAGGUUACCCACGACAUCACCCACCAUUGCCUCUCCGCCCUCCGCCUCGUCGACCACAAGCUGCGCACCGCCAAGGCCAGUGGAGAUUAAAAGUAGGAGUAUAGAAGAUGCAUCGUGUAUGGAGGUCCCGAGAACCAGAGGAGCACGUCGUACACCUCUCGGCUGGAAGAUCGAUCGUUGCGCCAUCGCUUUUCUGCUGCUGCUCCCGAGGAGAAUGAUUCCAAAGCAUCAUGUUCCCGCAAAGUCGCGAACGACUCCCAACCUCCAAUCAACCACAUCACCAAUCAUGCCUCCCCUGAAAGCGGCGGGCAAAGACGCGCAACUGUACGAGGCGGUGAAGUUGGCGGGCGACGCGAGGGCGUUGACGGGACAGACACUUGACACCGACAACUCACCAUCGACACCUCACCACCGACCCUCACCACCGACCCCUCACCACCGACAACUCACCACCGACACUCACCACCGACAACUCACUACCGACAACUCACCACCGACCCCUCACCACCGACCCCUCACCACCGACCCCUCACCACCGACAACUCACCAUCGACACCUCACCCUCCGACACCUCACCUCCGACUCCCACUCCGACUUCCACUGCCACUCCCACUGCCACUCCCACUCCCACUCCUACUUCCACUCCCACUUCCACUCCUACUCCUACUCCCACUCCCUCUUCCACUUCCACUCUUCCACUUCCACUUCCACUUCCACUCAUGAUCCAUCCAUUUUACCUUUACUUCACUAACCACACCAAAAUCG